CCCCCCCCCCCCCCCCCCUGGCCUUCCUGCACCUGUCAGAUCUUCCAAAACUGAUGCUGUUGUUGUGGAAACCGUGAUGAAGUGAUAGAAAAGGAAGACGAGGAGGAUUCCCCAACAGACAGAGUCCUGACAAGAGCCUGGAAGGACACUACUACUAGACACUGACAGACCUGAGGCAGUGUGCCACACUGAGCUGAGGACCAGCAGCAUGGAACAGCAGCAUGGAAAAGUGGAGCGCUUCCUCAAGCUGGGUUACUCCCAUAGUGACAUUGUGCGUGUGCUAGAGAGCCUGCGUCAUGACGCCCAGACCAACGAAAUACUGGAGGAGCUGAUCAAGACCUGCCAAAUCACCACUACAACAACCACCACCACCCCAUCCAUACCAUCCAGUCGCUCAGCCCACUCCAGCCCACAGCUGGUCCCUCGAGGCUGCAGCUCUCCCCAACCCAGCCAGUCCCUACGGCCCAGCUCAGCUACAGACAGGGAUCCCACUUUGGGAUUCAGACCGGUGGUAAUUGAUGGAAGCAAUGUGGCCAUGAGCCAUGGCAACAAGCAAGUGUUUUCGUGCCGGGGGCUGUUGCUGGCAGUCAGGUGGUUUUUGGAGAGAGGUAUCCGUGACAUCACAGUGUUCGUGCCUCUGUGGAGAAAGGAGCAACCCCGUCCUGAAGCCCCCAUGACAGAUCAGCACAUCCUCCAUGAGCUGGAGAAGAGAAAGAUCCUGGUGUACACCCCGUCACGCUGCGUCAACGGGAAGAGAGUGGUGUGUUACGACGACCGCUACAUCAUCAAACUAGCCUACGAGUCCGAUGGCAUCGUUGUGUCCAAUGACAACUACAGAGAUCUGCAGAUAGAGAAACCAGAGUGGAAGACAUUCAUAGAGGAAAGGCUGUUGAUGUACAGCUUCGCCAAUGACAAGUUCAUGCCUCCUGAUGAUCCUCUGGGAAGGAAUGGCCCAACAAUUGACAACUUUCUGAGAAUAAAGCAGUGGACCCCAGAAAACAAGAAGGAGCGUUGCCCGUAUGGGAAGAAGUGUACUUAUGGAGUGAAGUGCAAGUUCUACCACCCAGAGCGCUCCAACCAAUCGCAGCUGUCUGUAGCAGAUGAGCUUAGAGCCAAGAGCAAACCUGCUGCUCUGACAGACAGGGAGUGGUCAUUUCUCCCCUCAGGCCUCGGCCAGGAGGCCCAUAUCUACACAUCCCUUUAUGAGCCGGAUCACACUACUAAUCAUCUACACAGAUAUCCUUCCACACCGCCUCACCUUAGAAAAAAUGAACAUUCCCAUUCCCACAGGGCUUCACCAAGUGAUCAGUUCACCGGCCAGAGAGAAACAGGCAGCCCAGCUCUCCACCACAAGUCCAGCCACCACUUCUGCCCCAGCCCAGACACUGACGAGGCCUUUGGCUCCAUGGAGGCCUCCCUGUCCAGACUAUAUGUUCAGGACCAGACAAACAACACCAAGGGGCCCGGGGUGUCUUACACAUACAGCAGCGGGGUGGCCGGCUGCAGCCAGGGCAGUGGGGACGUCUACCCCUCCAGCACUUACAGCAGCCACAGUCACUGCAGCAACACACAGAGGCUCAGCCUGGGUGGGCCUUCCUCGGGAGUCCACUAUGCCCCCCAAAGACUGCUACAGUGUGGCUGUGACCACUCACAGAGCUGUGAGUGCAGUCGGUGCAUGUACGGCCACCAGCAUCUCCAGCCACAGCUAAGAAAGAGCUCCUAUGUUGUUCACAGUAACCCCAUCCAUUUCACAGAGCAGCAGUACUUUCAGAGUCCUCCCCCACAAAGGCAGAGUCAUAGCCUCCCAGAACACAGCCUGGGACAGGGCCUCUCUGGUGAGAUAGUGGAGAUGACCAGGUCCAAUGAAGGUAAAGCUCCAGAGAGUGAGCAGAGGAAGAGUGUGAAGAACCAGCUCAGCACCCUCUUCCCCCCCAGCAUGGUAGACUAUGUGAUGAGUCUGUACCCACACACCCUCAACAAGUCAGAGCUGGUUCCUCUGAUCCAGAGGUUCAGAACCAGCCACGUUCCCUUCUAACAUGCAAGACCUUUCUCUGUAAGCAUUAAACACAGUAGUUCUUCCUCAGCAGACUAAACAACCUUGAAAAUGUAGCAGUCUGUGCUGAAUUUCCUAUGUAUGUAUAAGUCAAGUGCAAUGCACUACCAUCUCCUGAAUGAUGCUAGUUCAUUUUGAAUCUAGCAUUGACUUAAAGAUUAUCAAAGCAGCAUGUGUUGUUUUAACAUGUAGCCUCAAACUGAGGGAAGCUAUUCGACAAAAUGGGUGUUAGCCUGUACGGUAUGCAGAAUAAUACUGUCCUUGUCAUUUGUUUGUUGUCCAUAUUAAACAUAAGUCCUUGAAAA
Molecule: messenger RNA, 2358 nt
Organism: Salvelinus fontinalis (brook trout)
Lineage: Eukaryota; Metazoa; Chordata; Actinopteri; Salmoniformes; Salmonidae
Product: ribonuclease ZC3H12A-like
Exons: 5
Coding region: 209-2035 (608 amino acids)
Biological process (GO): nuclear-transcribed mRNA catabolic process, RNase MRP-dependent; 3'-UTR-mediated mRNA destabilization
Cellular component (GO): cytoplasmic ribonucleoprotein granule; nucleus
Molecular function (GO): RNA endonuclease activity; metal ion binding; mRNA binding
Source: RefSeq, a predicted model, not a curated record